Messenger RNA from Oncorhynchus nerka (sockeye salmon), 5476 nucleotides. Its product is annotated as gastrula zinc finger protein XlCGF57.1-like. Gene Ontology annotation, biological process: regulation of transcription by RNA polymerase II. Gene Ontology annotation, cellular component: nucleus. The record is from RefSeq and is a predicted model, not a curated record. The transcript is spliced from 2 exons. The coding region runs from base 387 to 1793 and encodes 468 amino acids. Gene Ontology annotation, molecular function: DNA-binding transcription factor activity, RNA polymerase II-specific; RNA polymerase II cis-regulatory region sequence-specific DNA binding. NCBI's taxonomy places the organism in Eukaryota, Metazoa, Chordata, Actinopteri, Salmoniformes, Salmonidae.
GGGGUUAGAUGGAGUUGACAUAAAUCCACUUAGUUGCAUUUUCAGAAAACAUCCUAAUUUUUAAAAUGUAUAUCUGGUUCAUCAAAAUGUAUAUUUCAAAUGUUGUUUAUAUGAAGAAAAAUAUUUGUGUGAAAAAGGUGGAGUUUGUCCCGUCUUUCAAGAAUCCUUGAGCUACAGCAUCUAUUCCCAGUAUCAUUGGUCUGUAGCCUGUAGUAAAACCCCAUCACAAUGGGGGCGCUGUGAUUUGUUUCUGGUCUCGUUUCCCGCUGACAAAAACAGAAAAAAACAAUACGGAAGUAAAAUGGUAGGGAGAGUUUGUUUGGGUUUGUUUGUCCUCGUCCGCGAAAACAUACAUGCUGAAUACCCAACUUUCAGUCGACUAAAACAUGUCUAAACUACAGUCGUUUCGUGUGUUUUUAAAUGAGCGUUUAACCGCGGCAGCUGUGGAGAUUUUCGGGGCAUUUGAAGAAACGGUAGCGGAGUACCAGGAGGAGAAUGAUCGGUUACGGAGACUGCUGCAGAUCACACCGGAGAUAAAACUAUGUAGGAUAGAUUCCCUGCAGCUCUCUCUCGCUGUCUCUGAAGAGGUUCUCUGUGAGCAGGAGUGGAGCCCCAGUCUGGGGCAGGAGAACCCAGAGCUUCCACAGAUUAAAGAGGAACAGGAGGAACUCAGGACCAGUCAGAGGGAAGAGCAGCUUCAAGGGCUGGAGGCUGAUAUCAAAUUCACUCCUUCCUGUGUGAAAAGUGAAUGUGAUCAGGAGGACCUACUUCAGUCCUUGACUCUUCCCCAAACCCAGACUGUGGAGAACAGAGAGCGUGACCCUAAACAAGUGGAUCUCACACCUUUUGUUACUGUGACCCACUUUAAGGGUCUCUACAUUCCCUGUGACCCUCCAGAUAAUCAAAACAAUCCCUCCAGCCACAGCUCAGCCGUAAGCAGUGACCCAGUAGGACUUGACAGCAGCCCGCGAUUGGAUCCCAGCCCAUCGAUGGCGGAACAUUGUUCCAGCACGUCUAGAAAAACUCACCACUGCCGUGAAUGUGGUGAAAAGUUUGCUCUGAAAGCUGACCUGCAGAGGCAUAUGACUCUCUACAAGAAGAGACUCCGUGAAUGCAGUUUCUGCAGAAAACGCUGCACCUCCACCUGUAAACUAAAGGCCCAUAUCCGCCUCUGUCACAGUGGGAGACCCUGCACCUGCCCUGUUUGUGCCAAGACCUUCAAACUCAAAGGAUAUCUGUCCAAGCACAUGAGGAUUCACACAGGAGUGGGAGAGAAACCAUUUAGCUGUGGAGACUGUGGGAAAAGCUUCAAUUUGAAGGGGAACCUAAAGAACCAUAUGUUGACUCACACAGGAGAUAAAUCAUUUAGCUGUGGAGACUGUGGGAAAAGCUUCAUUCAUAAGUGGAACCUAAGGAGCCAUAUGCUGACUCACACAGGAGAGAAACCAUUUAGCUGUGGAGACUGUGGGAAAAGCUUCAAUCAGGAGGGGAACCUACGGAUCCAUAAACAGACUCACACAGGAGGGAAACCAUUUAGCUGUGAUAACUGUGGGAAAAGCUUUAAUCAGAAGGGGUCCCUAAAGAAGCAUAAACUGACUCACACAGGAGAGAAACCGUUUAGCUGUAGUGACUGUGGGAAAAGCUUCAAUCAGAAGGGGAACCUAAGAAACCAUAAACUCACUCACACAGGAGAGAAACCAUUUAGCUGUAAUGAUUGCGGAAAAAGCUUCACUCAAAAGUCUAACUUACUGACGCAUGUGAAAAAAAUACACAAAGGAGGAAAACAGGAUUAAAACUGAAAGAAAGAACAUUAUGACAAAGAUCUAUUUAGUCACAAGAUGAACAUAAAAAGUCAGGAUGUGGACAAUAUUCUGAGUACACGCUCAGACACACAUAGCUGGAAUAAGUAAAUGAAGUCUAUGAGAGAAUAGUCAGAUUAACUGAUGACUAAAAUAUUAGUGCAGAUGGCAUUGUUUUGUUACGUGCAUAGAUGUGUUAUAGGUAAUGAAUGAGUAGGGAACAGUGCAGAUGGCAUUGUUUUGUUACGUGCAUAGAUGUGUUAUAGGUAAUGAAUGAGUAGGGAACAGUGCAGAUGGCAUUGUUUUGUUACGUGCAUAGAUGUGUUAUAGGUAAUGAAUGAGUAGGGAACAGUGCAGAUGGCAUUGUUUUGUUACGUGCAUAGAUGUGUUAUAGGUAAUGAAUGAGUAGGGAACAGUGCAGAUGGCAUUGUUUUGUUACGUGCAUAGAUGUGUUAUAGGUAAUGAAUGAGUAGGGAACAGUGCAGAUGGCAUUGUUUUGUUACGUGCAUAGAUGUGUUAUAGGUAAUGAAUGAGUAGGGAACAGUGCAGAUGGCAUUGUUUUGUUACGUGCAUAGAUGUGUUAUAGGUAAUGAAUGAGUAGGGAACUUCUGAAAUUCUACAGAUUUUGUGGCACAGCAGGAAUAAACACAAACCAAAAAGUAAAAUAAUGGAAUUAAGGAAUAUAUAAAUAUUAGGAUGAGCCAUGUCGGAGUGGCAUUGACUAAAAUACAGUAGAAUAGAAUACAGUAUAUUCAUAUGAGAUGAGUAAAGCCGUAUGUAAAUAUUAUUAAAGUGAGUAGUGUUCCAUUAUGCAAGUGGCCAGUGAAUUCAAGUCUAUGUAUAUAGGGCAGCAGCCUCUAAGGUUCAGGGUUAGGUAACCGGGUGGAAGCCGCCCAAGAGAACAUUCUCAAAUAUAUGGGUGUAAAACACUGUUAGAAGCACUGUUUGUGUGGGGGUGGCUGUCCCUAGCAUUGCCAAAAGACAAAGAGCUGUGACUGGAUCAGUGGUUCACCAAUCAGGGCCUUGAUGGGCUUGGCAACAGUAACAAAGGGUGAUGUGUAAUGAAACUAGGGUGCGCGUGCCCUGGGUAAACAAUUUUUUGGGGUGGGGGGGGCAUUUCUUUAUGAGCAUCGGGUAACGUCCUCGGAACAAACCGGGAACUAGACAAAAACCUCCAGGAGAGAGCAUGGCACAACGUCACAUGAACCUUUAGGGACCAUGACACAACAUCCCAAGAAUUCCUUAAAAACGUCCUCGAGACCAGCCAGGAAUUAGACAGAUCCUCUAGGGAGCCAUGACACAACGUCCUGACGACUUUAGGCGACCAUUUUGUGACGUCCUGGGAGGUCCCAACGACUCAUUGUUUACAUAGAAGUUAUGUUAUUCAUUAAAUAAGUAACAUUUACUACGUGUUAUUUCAUAUUUUUGAUGUCUUCACUAUUAUUCUACAAUGUAUAAAAUAGUAAAAAUAAAAACCCUUGAAUGUGUAGGUGUGUCCAAACUUUUGACUGGUACUGUACAGUCGGCCAAAAGGUUUGAGAAUGACACACAAAGUUUGCUGCUUCAGUGUCUUUAGAUAUUUUCGUCAGAUGUUGCUAUGGAAUACUGAAGUAUAAUUACAAGCAUUUCAUAAGUGUCAAAGGCUUUUAUUGACAAUUACAUGAAGUUGAUGCAAAGAGUCAAUAUUUGCAGUGUUGACCCUUCUUUUUCAAGACCUCUGCAAUCCGCCCUGGCAUGCUGUCAAUUAACUUCAGGGCCACAUCCUGACUGAUGGCAGCCCAUUCUUGCAUAAUUAAUGCUUGGAGUUUGUCAGAAUUUGUGGGUUUUUGUUUGUCCACCCGCCUCUUGAGGAUUGACCACAAGUUCUCAAUGGGAUUAAGGUCUGGGGAGUUUCCUGGCCAUGGACCCAAAAUAUUGAUGUUUUGUUCCCCGAGCCACUUAUCACUUUUGCCUUAUGGCAAGGUGCUCCAUCAUGGUGGAAAAGACCUUGUUCGUUGCCAAACUGUUCCUGGAUGGUUGGGAGAAGUUGCUCUCGGAGGAUGUGUUGGUACCAUUCUUUAUUCAUGGCUGUGUUCUUAGGCAAAAUUGUGAGUGAGCCCACUCCCUUGGCUGAGAAGCAACCCCACACAUGAAUGGUCUCAGGAUGCUUUACUGUUGGCAUGACACAGGACUGAUGGUAGCGUUCACCUUGUCUUCUCCGGACAAGCUUUUUUCCGGAUGCCCCAAACAAUCGGAAAGGGGAUUCAUCAGAGAAAAUGACUUUACCCCAGUCCUCAGCAGUCCAAUCCCUGUACCUUUUGAAGAAUAUCAAAGCAAUGAUGAAGACACGUGUUUCCUUGCAGGUAACCAUGGUUGACAGAGGAAGAACAAUGAUUCCAAGCACCACCCUCCUUUUGAAGCUUCCAGUCUGUUAUUCAAACUCAAUCAGCAUGACAGAGUGAUCUCCAGCCUUGUCCUCGACAGCACUCACACCUGUGUUAACGAGAGAAUCAUUGACAUGAUGUCAGCUGGUCCUUUUGUGGCAGGGCUGAAAUGCAGUGGAAAUGUUUUUGGGGGAUUCAGUUCAUUUGCAUGGCAAAUAGGGACUUUGCAAUUAAUUGCAAUUCAUCUUAUCACUCUUCAUAACAUUCUGGAGUAUAUGCAAAUUGCCAUCAUACAAACUGAAGUAGCAGACUUUGUGAAAAUUAAUAUAUGUCAUUCUCAACACUUUUGGCCACGACUGUACAUACAUUUUACAUACAGUAAUUACAUAAUAAUACAUGACUGAACAUAGACUCCUUACUCCCACCCUCAGCCACUCUCAGCCCAUCUUACCUAUCACCAUAGACCACCGUCGUUUGAUUGACAUGUGCCAUAUAUUUAUGAAUUGUGCCGUGAUGUUUUUUAUACAUUUUGAACCUUUCUAAUCGUAUAGUAUCCACAGAUUGUGAGCCAAAGAUGUAAACCUUUACUACAAGUUAUUUCACUGACUGUGGCUUUCCAAAUUGCCCAACACUGCUAUUUGUAAGGUUCAUUUUAAAUGAAUGUUGUGUUUUUUUUUACCAUUCCUGAACCUGUGACCAGAGACAAGCUACAUAGAGGCAAUAGCAGAAUAAAUGAUCUACGGAGUCUGUCUCUGCAGCCAAAUCUACAGAGUUGAGAUUGUUGAAUGCCCCAUAUAUAUAGCAUUCUGUUGGUGGCAAGAGUGUUGUAUAACAAUUGGAAAAUCUCGAAGUGUUGAAUCAAGUGUUGUUUGUAUCAGUUCAUAAACCAUGUGCCAUGGAAUCGGUACAUCGAAAAUCUCUUCCCAUUUAUUUUGCAGCCUGUAUGGCGAAGCUGUCAACAUUUUUGUCCUCAAAUGAAACUGGUAUAUUUUUCUGUUUAUGCCAAUUCUUUCCAGCCCAUUUGUAUCUUUACUAUAUGUCAGACAAACAAGUGCCCUACCUUCUCCCUCUUCCACUUGUCUCCUCCAUUUCUGUGGUAAUGCGUCAAUCAGUUGGUUGUAUGUUUGGAUUGAACAGACAUUCCUAUAUAUUUUCAAUAGCUGCAUAUGUGACAUAACUCCUCUGUUUCUAUUCAUAAUAUUAUUAAAUAUAAUAUUUAAAGAAUGUUUUUUAUUCAUCAGUAUAUUUGAGUUUAACAUUUGUUGUAAUAUAUGUUCUAUCUUUUCUGGAGGAUAAAACUGACAUUUUAACCCA